Molecule: messenger RNA, 2416 nt
Organism: Paramacrobiotus metropolitanus
Lineage: Eukaryota; Metazoa; Tardigrada; Eutardigrada; Parachela; Macrobiotidae
Product: E3 ubiquitin-protein ligase arih1-like
Exons: 9
Coding region: 377-2125 (582 amino acids)
Biological process (GO): positive regulation of proteasomal ubiquitin-dependent protein catabolic process; protein polyubiquitination; ubiquitin-dependent protein catabolic process
Cellular component (GO): ubiquitin ligase complex; cytoplasm
Molecular function (GO): ubiquitin conjugating enzyme binding; ubiquitin protein ligase activity; zinc ion binding
Source: RefSeq, a predicted model, not a curated record
UUUUCGCACGUUGUUGUGGUUUUACGUAAGGAUCCCAUCCUGAAUCCGCAAUGGGUGUAGUUUAUUGGUUUCUUGGUUAUCUUUCUGAUGUUCAAUUAUGUUUCGUUAGUCUCAGAGGUAUAUGGUUCCCGUUCUGUAGUAUUUCAAGUGCAUGGCAGUAGCCUGGUAGCCUGAUAACACGGGCCAGGUUUUGAUAGAUUUCCGUUUGUGUUUCACUGUUUCUGAACUUUUCGCAUGUCAUCAGUCGCCUGGCCCAGCGCACUUUGAUCGUGAAUGAGUUCGUGAUUCUUGCGCUUUUCGUGGCGCUUUCGUUCUCAUUUGGAAUUAACGUUCUUUUUGAGGGCGAUUUCGUUGUAUCUAGAAGAAAGGCAGCGCAAUGGAGAGUGACGAAGAAAUGGGCUACGAUUACGACGCCGACGACAACCUGGACUUUGCCACUCCCCCCUCCACCUCCAACUCCGCCCGGCCGCGCCCCGUCCACGCAGGUGCUGGUGAUUACGGACUGAAUGAUUCCGUGGACGAAGAUGACGGGGAGUUCGAUGAUCACAUUGGCAGUGACGAGGAUGUCAGUCUGGAUGACGAUCUCGGUCUGAGCGGCGAUGGACGCUUUCGCCGCGAAUCACAAGUCCUCUCCUCAUCCCUCCGCGAAGCCGGCGUUUCCGGCGCGGGAGCGUUGAACAGCCCCUCUGCGGGUGGGAAGGAACCGCUGCAUGCCAUCUCCACCAGUGGACAAGAUGUGCCGUACGAUGUCCUCUCGCCGGAACAGAUCUGCCAGUACAUGACGGAGGUGGUGCGAGAAGUCAAUCAAGUGCUCCAGCUUCCCACGACAACUGUCAGGCUGUUAUUGAGUCAACUGAACUGGGAUAAAGAAAGUCUGAUGGAACGAUUUUUUGAGGAUAGUGAAAAGUUGUUCCAGGAUGCUCAUGUUGUCUGCCGAUCGGAUUCGAUCGGAUCGGAUAAAGAGGAUAUGCAUGCUGCAAGUACAUCGAAAGAAACAUGCGAGAUUUGCUACACAACUUUGAAAAGCGGUUCUGGUGAUUGGAAGGGCACGGAUUGUGGUCAUCGGUUCUGUGGGAGUUGCUGGAAAACAUACUUGACCGGAAAGAUUGUGGAUGAGAACAUAACGUAUAAGAUUGAAUGUCCGGCGCAUGAUUGUCACAUUUUGGUGGAUGAUGUAUUUGUGAUGCAAGUGAUCAGCAAUAGUCAUAACGUGAGGAGAAAAUAUCAGCAUGGAAUCACCAAUUCUUUCGUGGAAUCCCAUCGCUGUAUGCGAUGGUGUCCCGGUGCAGAUUGUUUAUACGCGGUGCGAGUCCGCUCGGCGGAGUGGAUGCCGGUCAAAUGUACCCAGUGUCAAACUACCUUCUGCUUUCUCUGCGGCCAACCUUGGCAUGAUCCAGUGACAUGUGAUGUUCUGAAACGAUGGAGGAAAAAGUGUGCGGAUGACAGCGAGACCAGCAACUGGAUUGCUGCUAAUACCAAGGAGUGUCCCACGUGCCACGCUACAAUUGAAAAGGAUGGUGGUUGCAAUCAUGUUGUUUGUAAGAAUGCCGUUUGCAAAGCAGAAUUCUGUUGGAUCUGUUUGGGUCCGUGGCAGCCCCAUGGGUCAUCCUGGUUUAAGUGCAACCGCUAUACUGAUGAUGAAGCCAAAGCAGCUCGAGAUGCUCAGGAAAAGUCACGAUUUGCGCUACAGCGAUAUCUCUUCUAUUUUAAUCGCUAUAUGAAUCAUCAGCAAAGUUUGAAGCUGGAAACCAAGUUAAACAACUCCAUUCUCCUCAAGAUGGAAGAAUUACAGCAGCACAAUAUGUCCUGGAUUGAAGUGCAGUUCUUACAGAAAGCAGUGAAUAUUCUGCAACAGUGUCGCCAAACUUUAAUGUACACGUACGUAUUCGCCUUCUACCUGCAGAAGAACAAUCAGCAGAUCAUGUUUGAAGAUAAUCAACAUGAUCUGGAGAAUGCGACAGAAACCCUAUCCGGUUACCUGGAACGUGAUAUUACCGGUCAGAACGCGGUGGAAAUCAAACAGAAAGUGCAGGAUAAAGCCAGUUAUUGCGAAAUACGCCGGCGAGCCUUGGUGGAUCAUGUGCAUGAAGGCUAUGAUAAAGAUUGGUGGGAAUUCUCAUCGUAAAAACCCGAAUGAAAUAUUUUUAUCAUAGUUUUCUGUUACCCGUUUAUCGGUUUCCUCAUCUUUUGUUUUUUUGUGCUGUUUGGUUUCUUUUGUUUCAUAGUUUAAUAUUGGUCCUUGCACGGCGGCUGAAUAUAUUCAAAAGAUGUCAUGGUGAUUUUAUUAGAGUAAAAAUUUUAUUCUCUAUGCUUGUGCCAAGUUAUAAUCGUAAUGCUCACAGUCAGAAACUCAACUUCGUUAGAACUGCUAAAUUAUUUGACCUCAAAAAGUGGUGUUUGACGUCUGACGAUCGAA